Messenger RNA from Fusarium mangiferae, 723 nucleotides. RefSeq lists its product as uncharacterized. NCBI's taxonomy places the organism in Eukaryota, Fungi, Ascomycota, Sordariomycetes, Hypocreales, Nectriaceae. Bases 1 to 723 code for a protein of 240 amino acids. The record is from RefSeq and is a predicted model, not a curated record. The transcript has a single exon.
AUGUCUUCCCCCAAAGAUCUUAUCACCACGGCCUACUAUCCCGAGCUUGCAAAGAUCAUCAACAAUGAUCCUACCGCUAUUGAGCGCUUAGAGCUCGAAUGUGGCAUGUGCCAGGACAAGAUGAGUAACCCAGAGGACAAGACUUGCGAUGCUAUCAUUUUCCCCUGCGGUCAUAUGUUCUAUCCCCCUUGUGUCAAAGAGUAUAGAACGCACACCCUUUCCAAUGAUAUCCCUUACAAAUGUCCUGUCUGUCGCACUGAUCUCAAAGGCAAGAUCUGUGGGUGUCCGGGCGACAAAGAUACGUUAUUCGAGCCCACUCAGCAUCAAGAUGAGAGCCUUUUGGCUAGACUGAAGGAUGAAAUCUCCAACCCCGAGGGCCCUUGCGUCUCGUGUCAAAUGGCUACAUUGGUCCGUAACUUGCGACGCAUCGCUCUCUACGAACACGAUCCCGCACCGUUGAUCAAAGACGGACAUAUGCUGCGAGUUACGGCUCAGAAACGCGAUGACAAGGAAGUUCGAGCAGAAUCUGACAACGCAGAAGUGGUCAGACAGUUGCCAAUAUCGGCAGAGCCUAUGGAACUGUUCAACCUUGCGGGAAGGGGCCUCGACACGGUAUGGAACGGGCUUGCUCAAGAGGAAGAAUCCACCCUGUUUGACUUUGAACUGGCUCUUUGCAAGCGAUAUCCUGAGGAACAUAAGGACUGGCCGCAUCGAAGAGGAUAG